AUGCGGCUGCCGGUGGAGGGCACGGACCUGAGCCUCGGGCCGCGCUCCUGCUGCCGCUCCGGCUGCCCCCGCCACCCCGGCACCAAUGCGGCCGCGGGCUGGAGCCUCUGCGCCGCGGGGCUUAUGAGCUGCACCAGUGUCCUAGCCUGCUCCUCUAACCCCAUGAUGGCGGUGGACAUCGAGUGCAGGUACAGCUGCAUGGCCCCUUCCCUGCGCAGAGAGAGGUUCGCCUUCAAGAUCUCGCCGAAGCCCAGCAAACCCCUGAGGCCCUGCAUUCAGCUGAGCAGCAAGAAUGAAGCCAGCGGCGUGGUGGCCCCAGCCGUGCAGGAGAAGAAGGUGAAAAAGCGCGUGUCCUUCGCAGACAACCAGGGGCUGGCCCUGACAAUGGUCAAAGUGUUCUCGGAGUUUGAUGACCCGCUAGAUAUUCCGUUCAACAUCACCGAGCUCCUAGACAACAUCGUGAGUCUGACGACAGCGGAGAGCGAGAGCUUUGUGCUGGAUUUCUCCCAGCCCUCGGCGGACUACCUGGACUUCAGGAACCGGCUGCAGGCCGACCACGUCUGCCUGGAGAACUGCGUGCUGAAGGACAAAGCCGUGGCGGGCACCGUGAAGGUGCGGAACCUGGCGUUCGAGAAGACGGUGAAGAUCAGGAUGACCUUCGACACCUGGAAGAGCUUCACAGACUUCCCCUGCUGCUACGUGAAGGACACCUACUCCAGUUCAGACAGGGACACGUUCUCCUUCGACAUCCGCCUGCCGGAGAAAAUCCAGUCCUACGAGAGGAUGGAGUUCGCCGUGUGCUACGAGUGCAACGGGCAGACGUACUGGGACAGCAACAAAGGCAAAAACUACCGCAUCACCCGGGCGGGGCUCACGUCCCCCCAGGGCCCGGCCGAGCCGCGCAACGGGCCCGAUCUGGGGAUCGCCUUCGACCAGUUCGGGAGCCCUCGGUGCUCCUACGGCCUGUUCCCCGAGUGGCCCAGUUACCUAGGGUACGAGAAGCUAGGGCCCUACUACUAG
Molecule: messenger RNA, 1020 nt
Organism: Pipistrellus nathusii (Nathusius's pipistrelle)
Lineage: Eukaryota; Metazoa; Chordata; Mammalia; Chiroptera; Vespertilionidae
Source: the annotation of a GenBank genome assembly